AUGUGGCAUCCUGAACGGCAUCUGUUUGUUGUGUAUUGGAGUGAUGUAUCAGAGUACGCUAUCUAUACUACCUGGCUUGAUGGAACCAAUCGAAAUGUCCUACUGAAUGCCACACAUGGAAUUGGAAUUGUAGAUGGUUUAGCAAUAGAUUGGAUACAACGUCGUCUGUAUUUUACCAAUCUUGGUCUAACCUUCCAUAGUGUGGAUGGCUCAGCUUGUGCAUCUCAUACUGUUGAAAUGGUUGCCUUGGAUGGCAGAAUGCGAAGGACAAUCGUUAGUGACAUAGAGAAACCAAGAGGUCUAGAUCUCGACCCAUACAACGGGUAUCUGUACUUCACUGACUGGGGGAGUGAACCGAAAGUUGUACGCACACUUCUAGAUGGCACUGAAGCUGAAAUUCUGAAAGACGAAGGACUGAGUAGCCCCAAUGGACUAACAGUGAAUAAUGGUCAGCUCUAUUUGACAGAUUCCAAUUACAACAAUAAGACAAGUGCGGCACAAAUUCUAGUUUUCAGUACUGCCACAAAUGAAUGGAAACAAAUAAAUCUGGUAGAAAACAUCAAGAUACCUAUGGGCAUAGCAGUCCAUGAUGACAUUCUUUAUUACACAGAUUGGUUUGUUGAAAAUGAUGGCUAUGGAUUCAUUUUACUCUAUAACUUGCAAAAACCCAAAUCAGAACCUCUUGCUAUCCUUGUAGGAGAACGACCAACAGGUCUUCAUUAUUCCACUCGAGAAUUGGCUUCCACAGUUCCAGAUGCAACAUGUGAUAAUGCAGCCUGCACCGAUGAAUGUGUGCGCACACCAAUGGUGGAAUCUUCUGAGCCUUUCCAUUGCCUCUGCCCUGACAUAGGCAACUGGAUUCUCUCCUCUGACAAAGCAACAUGCACUGAGCCACAAAACUUUUUAAUUGUUGCUGACCUGAAUGCAAUCAAAAUGAAAGGACUUGAUAACAAUUUAGACAGCAAGAUCCACACCUUACACUAUGGCCAUGCGGAUAGCAAUUUUGUCGCAGUAGUUUACAGCCAUGAAGAUAAAACCCUUUUUUGGAGUGAUCUACAUGAUGGACGCCAAGCAGUUCUUCAUUCAGAUAUAGAAUCUGUUAAUGCCCAAGUGUUGAUGAAUGUUAACUAUUCAAUCGACUGUUUGGCUCUUGAUGAGAAACAUCAAAAAAUAUACUGGACAGGUUACAACAAUGAAACAGGUCUCAUUGCCGAGGUCACCCUAAAGCGUGGUGCUUCUUCAUACAAAGAAUUAUUGUUGAACCUUGAUUCUCCAAGGGCGAUCACCAUUCACCCAGAUAAGAAGUUUAUAUUUUGGACUGAAUAUGGCCUAAAGUCAGGAAAACCAGCUAUAUACAGGGCUCAUCUGACUGGACGACAUCAUAAGACAUUAAUGACAAAAAAGUUACACUGGCCAAACAGCCUUGUCAUUCAUCAAGAUGAAUUGUAUGUGGCUGAUGGAUUUUAUGGACGAAUAUAUACUAUGGACUUUAAAGGUGAGAAUCAACGUGAACUGCUGUAUCUGUCAAGCACAAUGGAUCACAUUUUUGGUCUUCAGAUCCAUGAACAUUUGUUGUUCUACAGUCGAUGGUAUUUGCCAAGCAUCCAUAUGGUUGAUAUGAUCACAGGGAAAGAUGAGAUCUUUAUUGACCAUUUAACAAGACCAACUGCAAUUUUUGUGCACCAUCCUGCAAAUCUAUCAGAAAACAGUUUAUGCAACACAGAGAAGAAUACAUGCAGUGGAAUAUGUGUGCCAGUUCCUCAUGACUACCAUUGCACUUGUGAACCAGGCUAUCAGCUUGAAGAUGAUGUUUGUGUAGAAAUGACAAAUCCUUGGCAGCUAACGGAUGAUGCACUGUGUCCCGAUGGAUGUCACACACAUGCCUAUUGUGCAAGACAUAUGCCCCUGUUGUACUAUGAGUGUGUGUGCGUUGCUGGCUUUGAAGGAAAUGGAAAGUUCUGCAAAGUGUGCCCAAAAGACACCUAUAAGCCAGAACAUGGAAAUGGUACCUGUAUUCCUUGUCCAGAAGGUUCAGGAACUCAGAAUACCCUGGCAGCCAAAGGAUGUGUUUGCAAAAGUCUCACAGCAGAAAUGAUUGAUGGAGUAUGCAAAGAAACUAUAACAACUACAACCACAGAACCAACAACAACAUCAACAUCCACAACAACAAUAGCAACGACAACAACCACAAUAAAACCCACAACUGCGGAACGAAUUGUUUCUACAAGAAAUCAAAAAGCCAAUAUCGGUCUUCCUUAUUUUACUGAUUGUCCUGAAGGUACAACGAUAAGGCUGAGUUUACCCCCUCAGGCUAAUGCUGUGCACCUCCCUAUUACCUGGACAGCCAUCGAUCACUUGGGCAAUAGAAUCCUGUUAGAAUCUAAUGUUCCAUUUAACAAAGAUGGACUCACUUUCAAUUGGACUGACCAGUCGGCCACACAGAAGGUGAUUUUCACAGCUAUCGAUCGCUGGAACCAGGAGAUUGCUUGCAAGUUUAAUGUCAUUGUUGAAGAUAAAGAGGCCCCACAGUUCACAUACUGUCCUCAUAAUAUCGUCAUCAAGACAGACCAGUACACAGAACGGGUACUCUGGCCACAGCCUAUCGCAGAGGACAAUACAGAAAUACGAGAGGGAAAUGAAAAUGAAACAAUUUUGUUCCUACAAAGUGUGAUACAUGUACAUUUUAUCUAUCCUUUUCCUAUCUACCUCUCUCUCUCUCUCUCUCUCUCUUCAUCCCUUAAGGUGGCUUACUAUCUCUUGUGCAUUUUCUGUAUCCUCUCCCUGUCUUUAUCCCUUUUACCUUUAUUCUUCUUUCUCACCCCUUUAACAUAUACUCCUCUCCCUCUCUUUUCUAUCUCCCCUUUACCCACCCCUCUUACUAUCUCAUUUAUAUUUUCUCUAUUCCUCCUCCUCUCUAUCCCUUUUACCUCAACUCUUCUUUCUAUCAACUUUCCUUUCGCUAUUUCUUUUACUUUCACUGUUUCCUCUUUUCACUAUCUAUUCUGUGUUUUAUCUUCUCCUUCUGUCUUUAUCUUUAGGGGCCUUUAUUCUUUCUUCCCUUUCUAUGAUUACUUAAGUUUUUUCUGUCACUAUCUCUUCUCCCCUUAG
Messenger RNA from Acanthosepion pharaonis, 3108 nucleotides. The record is from the annotation of a GenBank genome assembly. NCBI's taxonomy places the organism in Eukaryota, Metazoa, Mollusca, Cephalopoda, Sepiida, Sepiidae.